This is a messenger RNA of Sinocyclocheilus grahami, 2178 nucleotides long. Its product is annotated as E3 ubiquitin-protein ligase RFWD3-like. NCBI's taxonomy places the organism in Eukaryota, Metazoa, Chordata, Actinopteri, Cypriniformes, Cyprinidae. The transcript has 14 exons. Gene Ontology annotation, biological process: interstrand cross-link repair; protein ubiquitination. Gene Ontology annotation, cellular component: nucleus. The record is from RefSeq and is a predicted model, not a curated record. Gene Ontology annotation, molecular function: ubiquitin-protein transferase activity; protein binding. Bases 187 to 2064 code for a protein of 625 amino acids.
GAGUGGGCGGUGCUUCGCGUUGGCGGCUGUGUUUGCAACAGCACUAGAUUCUGCUCAAAUUCUAUCUCAUAUUGAACAGUUUUGUUUUUUUUGUAAUCAUCUGAAAUCGCACCAAAAUCUAGUUUUUGAUGACCUACGAAGAAAGUCAGCAUGCAAACCGGUCGCUCUGCUUGAACGCAUUUGAAGAUGGAGGAUAUGGAGGUAGCUCCAGUGUCCAGUGAGGCCAGUGUGAUUGUAGUCUCUGAGUCUGAAAGCAACACGGAGGAAGAGGAUGUUCCCAUGCAGGAUCAAGGCCCAUCUGAGCGACCCAGACUUUCAGCCCAUCGGGCGAUCAGGAGGAGACAUAUAAUUGGGACACAUUCGCAGCUCUCCACACGUGAAGAGAGGAUGCGCAGACUCCGGGAGCUCAUCGCAGAGAAUCUGGUAGAGCGGCUGAGUGGCUCCCAGGACACGCAGCGCUCCGUUCCUCACACAGAUCCACCACCGCUGGACCCUGAACCCAGCUCCAGCCGCACCGCUGCUGCGGAUGUGCAGACGUCUGAUGAAUCCAGCGCUGCAGGGUCCAGUGUUUCUACAGAGGCUGAAGGGACGAGAGCAGCCGCUCAUCCGUACGAGUCACAACAAGAGACUGAGCCUGUGUCUGAGUCGGAGGAUCCCGUCACCGCUGCUGCGAGUCCCGCAGGAAAGACCAAAGCAGAUGAUGCUGAGGGAGAGACCUGCUCCAUCUGCUUUGAGCCCUGGACCACGGCAGGUGACCACCGCUUGGCCGCUCUUCUCUGUGGUCACCUCUUCGGCUAUGUUUGUAUCUCCCGCUGGUUGACGAGUGGAGGAAAUAAAUGUCCACAGUGCAAUAAACCAGCCAAAUGUGAUCAUAUCAUCUUUCUUUAUGCACGGAAACUGAAAGCCCUGGACAACGCGGAGGAAGUGCGACUGAAGAGUCGUUUAGAGCUGGAGCAGGGCUCGCGGAGAAUGGAGCAGCUGAAAGUCGCUCAGUGUCGUCAGCAGAUGCAGCUCGUGGCCAAUGAAAAUGUGCGACUGCGCAAAGAGGUCGAGGAGUUGAGGAGGUGGAGAGCUCAGGCGUUCGGCUCCUCUCAGGGAGCGUAUCUCUCGUCGUCCCAGAGGCAGGUCUCGUCCAGUGGGGGACAUUAUGUCUUCUCUAAGGGUGUGCUGGUUUCUCAGACGGGGGGCAGUAGGGUUCUGUCUUACUGCGAGCCUCUCGGCUGCCUGCUGGCGUCUCAGCCUUCUCCACAAGCAACCUUGGUGCCAGGCUUCGGUGUGAAGAAGAUCAGCACUGCGACUCUCAAGCCUAGUCAGUAUGUUCCCAUCCACUCCAAACAGAUCCGAGGUCUGGCCUUCAGCCGACACCAGGACAGCCUUCUGCUGUCUGCGGCCCUCGACAACACAAUCAAACUCACCAGGGGUCUGUCUUACUGCGAGCCUCUCGGCUGCCUGCUGGCGUCUCAGCCUUCUCCACAAGCAACCUUGGUGCCAGGCUUCGGUGUGAAGAAGAUCAGCACUGCGACUCUCAAGCCUAGUCAGUAUGUUCCCAUCCACUCCAAACAGAUCCGAGGUCUGGCCUUCAGCCGACACCAGGACAGCCUUCUGCUGUCUGCGGCCCUCGACAACACAAUCAAACUCACCAGUCUGAUGACGAACACGGUGGUUCAGGCCUACAACACGGGCAGACCUGUGUGGCUCAGGAGUCGCGCAAACCCGUCACUGCGUUGUGUUUUAAUGGAGCUCAGCUGGACGCCUCAGUCAGACAGCAGACAGCCGCCCGUCUGCUCCUGCUCUCCGGUCCAGACCUUCACCGCGGGAUCCUCCUGCAAGCUACUCACCAAGAACGCCGUGUUCAAGCGUCCGGCCGGAGAGGGAGCCACGCUAGUGUGUGCUGGAGACGAGGCCACAAACUCCACCAUGGUCUGGGAUGCCGGCACUGGUGCUCUGCUUCAGAAGAUGCCCGCGGAUCUCCCCGUGUUGGACAUCUCUCCGUUUGAGGUCAGCCAGAGCAGCUUUCUGGCCUCUCUGACUGAGAAGAUGCUCAAGGUCUAUAAAUGGGAGUGAGGCUGAGAGUAACAUUCAAACACAAAUCUGAAUACGCCUUUCUCAUAAACCAAAUACUGGUGGACUGGGACGCCGGGUGACACUGUUGUCUUUUCACUGUGUGCUUUUUCUGUG